Messenger RNA from Anoplopoma fimbria (sablefish), 1850 nucleotides. RefSeq lists its product as uncharacterized. Bases 62 to 1138 code for a protein of 358 amino acids. The record is from RefSeq and is a predicted model, not a curated record. The transcript has 10 exons. NCBI's taxonomy places the organism in Eukaryota, Metazoa, Chordata, Actinopteri, Perciformes, Anoplopomatidae. Gene Ontology annotation, molecular function: metal ion binding.
GUCAGAGGCUGUAUAUAUAACUGGGAUAACGAAAACGAAAGUAUUAUAAUGUAGCCACAGAAUGGCGACUGCCUAUCAGUCUGACGAGGAAAACCUUUCUGAUGCUAGAUCUUACGUCAGUGAUGAGUCGGACAGUGAUGGAAACGCAGACGCAGACGUAGAAACUGAUUGUCAGCUUUAUGGGAAAGAGCCCUGCAAGUAUUACAAUGGCCGGGGCUGCAAGGAUGAUGGGAGGUGCCCUUACUUGCACCUCUGCAAGUAUGCCCUGACAGGAAGCUGUCGCUACGGGUCCAAGUGUAAGCUGAACCACCCAAGAGCUGGAAGAGAGUCCUCUGGGGCGAGCGACAGGGGUUCAGACCGAUCCACGUCUACUGACCCAAAGCUUACUGAUGGCCGAUGCUACCAGUGGCAGCUUAAUGAUGGAAAUGACUGGAUGGACGUUAGUAAUGAUCACAUCCUCGAGGCCCAGUACUCACUGCCCCACACCAAGAGCAUCAAAAUCUACAACACACAAUACGGUGCACUGAGUAUAGAUUUUAACAGGAUGAGAGUGUUUGGAAAGAGCCUGAGAGUGAGGCGUCUGGAUGACGGGAAGACUGUGUGGAUCUGGUACUGCACUUUGGGUCGUAAGUGGAUCGAGUAUGGAGACAAGGAUGCGAAGGGCAACCCCAGUCCUGUGAAGAGCUCUGACAUUGAGGAGAAGUUCCAGGGUAACCCAGCAAGCUCUUAUACUUUCACCGUCGGCGCUGAUACCUGUGAGAUUAAAUUCAGAGGAAUGCGACAGGUGACGGCAAAGAGAAAGAGGAAAGUCACCCGUCGACCGAUGUACCGCCAGCAGCCAGCGGGAGCAGGAGUUACUCAAGCAGCCUCAGCUCUCCAGACUCUUUCUCUGGACACCAAACCGCGAUGGCAGUUUGAGGGCGACAGUGGAGGGUGGCACGACUUCAAACACCGGGGCGGCACCUCAACUGAAUGCUCUCUCACCAGCGAGGAGAUUGAGAGGAAGUACCAGCAAAACCCCCACAACAGCAUGACCUUCAAAGUGAAGGGACGCUCCUACAAGCUGGACUUUAAAGCGAUGACCCAGACCAACCUCAAGACCAAGCAUUCACGCAGGAUCCAGCGUGUGCUGGUCUGAGUACUGAAAUGGGAUGGCGAAGACUUCAAGAAGAAAGUCUACAAACAAUCGUGCAAUAACAUGUUCAUACAAUCAAUCUGCCAUGCAUAUGUUUUGGGUGUUUGGAACACACUUCUUUAUUGUUGCUCCUAUAUUUGUCUCUUUAUGGAAAAUGCAAUAUUUUGUUUACAUCAGAAGUCAGGAUGAGAUUAAAUUACACUCAAGGCGUUUUGUUUUUUUAAAACAUGGUUGCCAAAGGGGACUGUGUCAAAAGGCUCUAAAGUUGACCAGCCUACACCUUAAUGCUGCCUCAGAACAACUUGCACACUGCCAGAUGAAGGGGAUGCUAUGGGGACAAACACUCAGAUAUGUCAUGUUACGUUAACCCUGCCAGACAAUCUUUACACUGCCUCUUUCGAUGUAAGAGAAUUCAUUUAGACCCAAAUUUAAAGCUUAUUUAAGGACACAUUUUAACAACAUUAUUCUUCUUCUGCAAAUUGUCUUUGAGGUGUUUUAGAAAAGGGUGCUUACAUCAGGCAAUAAAAAUCUGGGUUAAAUGUUUCAUUUUUUUGCUCAAGAUUAGUAUUUCAUUCUUGGAUUUGAAGGUUAUUCUGCUAAAAUGCAUGUAUUUUCCUUUGAACUAGUACCAAUGUGAUACAGAUGAUAUCAUAGGCUAGCGUGUAACGCAAAGGUGAAAUUAAUGCAAAUAAUAAAAUGCAUUCAUAUACAUAAA